Messenger RNA from Spirometra erinaceieuropaei, 10444 nucleotides. Lineage: Eukaryota; Metazoa; Platyhelminthes; Cestoda; Diphyllobothriidea; Diphyllobothriidae. The record is from the annotation of a GenBank genome assembly.
AUGCUCUCCAAGGAUAUCUACUGGCUGCGUUCCCUUGUUGGCGUUACUGGUUGCAUUUCAUGGGUGAGCUUUUUAACCUUCAGUUGGAAAUACAGACUUCAUGGCACAAGGUUUUCUAUCAUGUUUCAAAAGAAAAGUUCUCGCAGAGCUUGGUCAAGUUCGGGUCGAUUUAUGCCUGUGUUAAUAAAAAUCCAACUCAGCUCUGGGGGUAUUUUAGACUGAAAAUUAAGUGAGCAUUAGUCCCACACUACUAAUUUCUAAUAGUAAAUUUGGCUCUGAUUAGGGUUCAAACUAUUCUAGACAGCUAUUUUCAAUGUAAUAUUUUUGUACUAAAUCCCAUCGAAAAUCUUUUUGCACUAAUCAAAAGAAAUUGGGACAAGGCAAGAAAACAUCUUUCUAUGGAACAAAAGUUGGAAUUUUUUGCUUAAUAAUUGCAUAGACCAAACCCGAUUAGACAACUUGGUAGCCUCCAUGCCCUCUCGCCUUACAGCAACUUUCAAAGCUAAAGGACAAUCGACAAAGUACUGAUACGUUGUAUUUGUUACUAUUUUUCAUCAUUUUGUCGUUUUAUGACGUUCCCUGCUCUGCUGGCAGUUAUUUUAGGCCUUGAAUAAUUGACCUGUCAUAGAGUCGGUUUUUUAUUUGCUAGUUUCGUAAAAUAAAUUAUUUCUUAGACAAUGAAUAAUACUUUAUAAAUCAAACUGUGUCGUAUUUCGAAGCUCAGUCGUUACUUUAAAGCAGUAUGACUUUAGUGAAUGUGGCCAAAGGGCCGAUUGGGUAGCUUUGUCUCAAAGUAGGUUACAAAAGUAUCCGAAGAAGACUGGAACCUCCAAAUGAGAUAUCAAAAAUAAUGUCAAUCUGUGUGGCGGGUUUGACAAGUUCGAAUUCGUGUAUCCAUUUUCAAAUAUGCUGAUGCCCCCUCCAUAUCAUGGCUCAUCACAGGUCCUUUUUAAGAUUGAAGCUUCCUCUUUCUAGUUAGGAAGAUCAAGAGACAAAACCACAUCCUCCACUGAGGAUAUUUGCAACGCUUCUUCGUGGCAGCGACAAUAUUCGGUCAGCAGGUUCGUUCCAUAAAAUGAAACUAGAAAGAAAGCAUUUAGUGCUGAUCCUCUGCCUUCCUGGACCCCAAAUAAAAGCCCAGGAGCACUGUCAAGAAAUAGUGGCACAGUUCGUCCGGGCGUCCAGCUUUUCGAAAAUUCAGACAUUUUCUGUAUCGCCUAAUCGGUUUUCUAGGCAUUCUGCAUGGAAUUCGGUGGCAGCACAAACACGUAGUAUAGCUCGACCCCUUAAUUAACUUUUUUGUCCUUGAAUAUCCGCAUCUUUUCAUCUGCCAUGAUCAGCGUAUAAGAAGGUAAAAUUCUGAAGAACGGAUUAUAUUCAGUCAAAUCGUAUAUAACCUGUGAUUCAUAUCAAGAAAUCUCGUAUAACAUUAGUGUCUUCCCCAAGCACAUCCACCACUUUCGAGUCUUCUUGGAUUUGGGCUUUCUGUACCAUUCCUAUGACGUUUUGAAAUAUUCUUCAGCACUUUCCAUAACCCUCACGAUAGCUGCCAAAGGACGGUCUUCCUCUUACUUAUGCGGUGCGCGACCAAGCUGCGCAAUUGAGCCUACACCAGUACUGGCAAUAAAUCUUUAAUCUUUGAUCCCUGUAGAAUUUACGCUUGUUCAUUGGACAACGACUUCUUUAGUCUUAACAGGCUUCCUAAACGCCCAAUCGCAAACAUUAUGUUUAAGAUCGAUAUCCCUUAAAGUGUGUAGGCUCAAUUUCUAACGUUUUUGAGUGCUAUUUAAUUGCUUGCACCGGCUUGGGCACCUUCCCACACAUUUUCCGGACACUUUAGUCAAAGCGUGGUAAGGAUCGGGUGGAGGCCCCAAGCAUCUGUGGUAUAUAAAGAAUACCUACCAUGCUUAUUUAAGUAGGUUUUAGUCCGAUACGAUUAUUUCGGUUUGGUAUUUCAUCCUACAACGUUGGGUCGUGAUCAGGGAGUGAUCAGUCAUGGUCACUUAUUGUAAAAGACAGUAGGCGCAAAGGAAGCCGCCGUAGAGUAAAAAUAAGUCCCUUACACCCUCCUGAUCAUGUUUUUCUUUAACAACCCACAUUACUGUCAGCUUUUUGCCUGCGGAUCAGUGGCCUACGCAUUGGUCGUAAUCGCCUCUAUGGAGUAUGCCGUCGUGGACCUCCUGGAGUCAACUGAAUUUAAGUCAGGUAUGACGAGUGCUCUCUUUUCAAAGUUCAUCCUAACGCUCCCAUCCAUGACUCCUAAAAGGACUGCUUCUGCUUGCUCUCAGCGGUGCCGCCACAAUGAUCACAGGCAUGAUCGGUAGCUGUGGUGCCCUCCAACUCGCAAAGAGCUCACUCCUUCUGGUUAGUUCACUUUUAUUCGCUCAAAAUAGAGCGCCGCUUGCAUUCUUGUACAAAAGUACGCGUUUCAGUUCCAGAUCUUUGUAGAAAUAGGGCUGAAGAGCAAGUAAAUGAGAUCACGGAACUAUUGAUUACGGCGACCAUCAAAAGUCAGUCUCUACAAGCUCUCAUGCUGGCUGGGUAGCGGUGACGACGUCAAUGAGCCUAACCAACCUGCGCGUGGUCGCUGCAAGCACCUUCUACGUUUGCGCGUGUAAACUUGACACUGUAAACUGACUGACAAGCGUGACUCAAUAAAGGCUCUACAGAAAAGAUGAGUUUCUCAACAGCAAUUUCUCUUGAAUGACAAAAUUGCUGUCUCAGUACACAUCCAGUUUGUGGAAUAGGACGAAUGAAGCCUAAUCUGUUGGUUCGGUUUGCCUUAACUGCUGGAGUUAAUGCAUUAAUGUUUCGUGGUUAGUUUUCGCACGAUGAUAACUUUUAUCUUAGGAAAAUUAUUGCUGUCAAAGAUAAGAAACACUGAAAUGGUCAGUUUUGGCUUACUUAACUUCAUCAGUCAGCCCACUGUGAUCAGAAAUACUCAGUCACACAACGCUGACAUGCAUCAAUCUAUUCUGAGUGCAGAAGGGAAGUGAGCAUUUGUGCUGUUCUUUGAAGCUGAAGGUCUGGCGUCUACACGGGCUGCCCAAUGUCCCUUUUCCUUGUCAAUAUAACCUCUUAGAUUGCUGUUAUCUAAGUCGCUUCUCGGACGCCGGGAUGGGUUGUCGAGCCUCAGUUACCCGAACAAAACGAAAAUACCCUCUUUAGUCCUACAAUCAGUGUACAUCGAUGCACUUCCAUCCCAAAUUUUUUCUGUGCGCUUGACAAUAAUCUCAGGUUGUUAACACAAACUUCACAUUGUGACCUUUAGAUAUUCGUAUUUUUUGAAUAUGCCCAAAGUCCUUUUUGUACGGUAACGUGAAGAAUACACCAUAAGGUCGACAUCUGAAAGUUUGUCAUUCCUGCGUACUCCCACAUAGGACGAGCUUAGUAAUAAAAUGCGUAAACUAACGCAACACCAGACGCCAACUCAAGUAAAGUUAGGUCAGUGUUAAGCGGUCUGCAUGUCUAAGCUUUUGAACUCUUCACUCCUGUUAUUUUGCACAAAGUUGCCAAUUUUGUACUUUCUAUCCACUUCAGUAUUCCUGUGUGGCAACGAUUGAAUGCCUCGGAUUUCUUGCCGCUGGCUCGCUGGCGCUGCAUAGCAGAAUGGGUGUAAGUUUUAUUUUUCUAGCCGGUUUCACGGGUCUCUUCCUUCUAUGAGUGGAUAGACGAUUAUAGCUUCCACAUUAAAUAAAGCGAAUGGAAUCAGGCCAUCAAGCAAUCGCGAACUGUUAAAUGCCUUUACGCUAUUGAGCUGGUCUUUCUUCUGUAAUGAGAAGUGACAUGUAUCUUCGUUAAAGCCUCAUAUGCUCUCCCUCUUCCUCCUCCGAAGGCGUGAGCGGUCGGUGCACUUUUUUCUUCUUAGUCCUGUCCGAUCAGCCUGCGACUGGCAAGUGGGCUGUCUGAGCAGUGGCCAUCAUGUUUACGUGCUCGUGUGGUUGUGCUGCAUCCUACAAAGGGCCGCGCGGGAGUCACGCCGGACCAACCCGCGAGUCAGACCAACUUCCGGCACGCGUUAUCAGGCUGCACACUCAUAACAAAUGCCAUACAUUGGAGUGUAGUGAGACGUCUAGGCGCAGACUUGCGUCGCGCCAGCCAUCAGCACCCGAUCCCACCUCUGGUCUUCUUGACUCUGUCGUAGCAUUGGACCCAGGAGGGUGAGGAGGGAGUGUGAUAUAUGCAGCGCAAGUCCACUAUCACCAUAAACUAGUCUACGCGUAGGUCACCGUCCUUGCACCCACCCUGCUGUGGCGCAUGCGGCAAACAUCGUCGAUAGCCACGACCGCACUGUCCGGCCGUACUGGUGGUUCUACUGUGUGGUGCGGCAUAUCGCGUGUGAUUGGACAGGUGUGAUUAUGACUAAAGUAGCUUGAAUAAAUCGUGGGCAAGUCUGAUUAUGUCUGCACCUUUGUUUUUCGCUUGCUGCCGCGCGUUUUGGAGAACAGUGCCAGUUGUGUGGCUCCAGGCCACUUGUCUGAAAUCAACCGACCAACUCAGAACUAGAGGGAACCGCCUAAAACAAUGCAUUACGACGUCUGCCGCUGGGUUCGACGUCAUGUGAUUGCUGCCCGACGCUCCCGAAUGACAGAGUCCAGCCUUCUUGGGGUUAGCAAUGUGACUUAAGUAAUUGGGUGGGUUACCUGCUACUGUAUAACCAGAAAGAAGCCCUCAUUCAGCUGUGAACCUCCAAAGUAAGGAGCCAAGUCUCGGCCAAUGUAUCUGCAUUUUUCGGAAGCACCAGUCGUUAGGCGCAGCUAACGUCUGUUCGUUACUUUUCCGCGGAGGCGUUUCCUUACAACACUGGAAGCUCUGUUUUGGACUAUAGUUUGCCGGGUUGAACACGACGCCCCGGAUAUAUAUGGGUUAGAUGCGGUUAUUUGCUGCUCCGCCGUCGUUCCUUCCCCCUCCUCAACAUUGUGUGGAAGGAUAUGUAGCAGCCAACCGUUUGGAUAUUCUGGUUGUACACAAGGCGGAGGAAAAAGACAAUAAGAGGCAACUGGACACCAAUUCCAGGAUCCUUUAGUCCCAUGAUCAAGGGCAGACUGAACUUUCUUGGGGAUGGCUCUAUUUCUCCUGCACGACCAGAGAGGUCCGAUGUGAAUAUUUUUUCUAGGGUAAGGUGACACCAUACUAACAGCACAGGUACUAGCCAAAAGCCCAUACACGCGUGUUUCGCCGAUGUUUUGCCGCUGCAUGGCGCAGCUGCGAGGGGUUCGGCUCGUCAGUGGGUCCCCCAGCAUGUCACCUUACCCUAGAUUAUACUACUAGCUGCCUGUAGGCAGUUAAUGAAUAUUACGCGGUUACCCGCUGUGGCUGAUGGACUUUGGCCCAAAUAUUCAUGUAUAAAAUUCUCGGUCUGUGCCUAUAGACCUUGAAUAUACUGAUCUACUCCUACUUCGCACAAAAUUUCUCUGGAAAUUAAAAAGUGACAAUAUUUUUUCUACUUCAGUGUCCCUUGUAGGGGAGUUGUGAGUCUAUUCCAUUUUACAUCUUAGGUCUAUAGGACUGGUUGGAGGGAUCAACUCUUCCUGUUCCGAUGAUGAAGUACACGCCUUCCGCACCGUACAUUUGCGAAUAUGUUCGUAUAGACUAAUAGUAAGCCCUGACUAAAUUAAGGAGCUUUGCACUGUAGAAUAUACUCCCAUGACUUCAAUAGCAACUUUACAUAGUCCGAAAUGCCGCAAAUGAAACAAGAAACCGAGUUAUCUAUCAAAUUUAAUUUACUUUUCUACGACUCAUAAUCGUGUUGAUGCCGAAGUUUUUGGUCGUCAUUGUAAAAAGAAGUAGGAUAGUACUGUUAAGCGGAUGCAGCCAAUUAAAACAUCCAAAAAAUCCUCUAGAAUCAUUGCAUAUCAUUUCUCACUCAGGUUCUUUUUUCCCUAGGGACCGCGAUUAGUGUUAGAUGUUUCGUUCGGUAACAGUAGUGGAACAUGAUAGACGAUACAGCAGAACAGCUGGAGGCGUCUUCUUGCGUGAUUCACUGGUGUUCGUACCAGCGCAUCAGAGCUUACUCAAGGAUAUGAGUAGGGGACCUGUCUUCACUUUUUCUGAUGCCUGUUGACUAAGCAUUUUCUUCCUGUCCCACUGACGGUAGAUGAUCUGAACAACUUCUAAGGCCAAGUCGCACAGUGUCCUGUGUUUGUGGCCCUCCAGGUUCUCACUGUGCCGCUCCUUGUCUGCUAGAGUUCUCAUCCCCUACCUCCAGUCCCUGGGUUUUCGUAAAAUGGCUAAAACGUCAACAGUGUUUGUGUAGUUCGUACUGCUUGGCUCCGUCGCUGUCUCAAGUGGCAAUCGACGAGCGCACUUUCUGGGCUUUUGUCUGAAUACGGUCUGUUUGUGCAGUAAUUCCUUCGUAAUCUGGACACCAUUCAGUUGGUGUCUGUUUGAAUGUCGAGGUGCACUUGUUCAUCAAAACCCAGUUGGUGCCAAACUGACAAGUCGACGAUCACUGCCACUUGGUGCGCAAUGAAAAACUGUCGAAAACACUAAGUCACUCGUACUCUUCAGCGCGUUUCAGUUACCCAGCCUCUUUAGAUCAACAAGGAAGUAGUGUACACACCUUUCGAAACUGAUCACAGAACUCUUGUAGGGCAUUCUGACCAGAACUAACCGCGGAGGAGUGGGCCGUAAGUCGAUUAAAUUGAUAGCUCCCCCUUCGAUGAAAUUUGUGCAGGGUGGAGAGUCAACCCACUCUAUAUGACUUUCACUGUCAUGAAAAUGAGAGGCAAUAUGGAGGGAACUGUCAAGCAUCCUUCUCUAGUAGGAGUGGUUGACUGGAUCCCAUUCUGGCACAUAGUAGCCAGCUUAAAUAGUAUGCUUGUCACCAAAUAAGUGAGCUCACUCUCCACUACGACGGACGGCUGGUCGCCCUGUUGCAGUUACAGAGAUUGAACUUAUCUAUUGUAUGUAGGCCCCUAUCCGGAAAGGUGUACAAACUCCAGCAUGCAAUGCGGGUCCCCACCCAUCGUCGAAAAUGUAAGUUCGCAGAAUUCACAUCUGGUCAGCUAGUAGGGACUCAGAUGUCUAUGACAUGAUCAGUGCGGUGCGCGUUACACGCAGCCACGACUGUCAAGGAAAUACAGUGUAUGGGAGGCCCCAAUUAUCGUCAGAACCCUGAGCAGGGGUUUUGUUUAGCAAGAAGUUGCUGGAUAAUAAUGCCUUGCCUUAUUGUAAACAAUACUCGCGUUGUUAGAAGAGUUUCUGUCUAUGACCUUUCAUAGACGCCAGACUUUUCGGGUUGAUUACCACUGAAGCUUGGUCCGCAGACAUUGAUUUCUGUGUCUUCAAGUGCUCAGUUCACGCGGUUUAGUUGUGAGAACUCUCCACUUUCAGUCGCUAAUGAACACCUGGAGAACCCGCAGUUAAAAUAACAGACGAUCCCUAGUCAUCUUUAGCAAAAGAUAGUCGAUGGCCUCUGCGAAUUUACUCGUCAGUCAGGGCCUUUUUGACCAAGUGCCUGCAUAUUUGCCGUCCAGGGUGUUCACCAGGACUCCUAUUGGAAAAGAAGAACGCAAGAAGAGAGAAUAAAGUUUUGUCUAUCCGCUCUGUCUCCCAUAACUCUCUUCGUUAUCUCCAAAUUUUUGCCCGAAAUGUUGAUAUUCCCAUUUCUUAUUUAAAUUCCUUCCUAGAUGGAGAAGGAUAUCCACAGGAAGUUCGACCAUCUGCUGGCUAAUUUUGAUCCUACUUCCACACCUCUAAAUGCUGAAACGCAAAAACUGGACGGCAUACAGGCCCUGGUAAUAUAACUAUUAUUUCGUAUGCAACCAGGGAUGGGAGACCGAGGAUCACCCUAAAUUUGAGUCUCUUUUUAGUUUCUUUCUCUUAUUAGCAGGUGAAAUCUUACUAUCUGGUUGACUAGGUUCUGUUUCGUCCGCUUUGGCCGUCUUAAUGCAGUCCUCGGCACGGUGUGCAAGGAAAUUUAGUGAUGAAGUCGAGAGGGCAACUUCGAUCAGCCACUUCUAGACGUUGCGAUUCUCCCACGCUGGGUUCAUCGGUGUCGCGAUAAUUAAGACCAUGGGCAAUCUCUAACCACUCAUGAUCAUCGGAUUCGGUCACGAAUAAAAACGAGAGGUGGGUGCCGGUAGAGAGACAGCAUUGUAUUCUGUACAGAAGGAAAGAAGAAUUUAUCGGAGCAAGUUGUCAGCCGCGCAAGGGCACAGACUUCGAAGUUUAUGUGCGUAAGUCUUAGUUUCACCAGGCAUAUUGAGCAAAGGUUACUCGCCAUUUCGGGGGCAUUAAGCGCCGACUGACCAAAUGAAUACCUGUGCUGGGAAAUGCAGCCUGAGUGACCGCCAAUAAGAAUUUCACUAAGUUAAAGGUAACUUCCUCGUUCUGUGUGGGCUUUUUAGACCAAAUUCCCGUAUGCAUUUGGGCGAAUUUUUAAUUAUAAGCCUCGUUAAUAAUGCAAAAGUACCCAGUCAUGAUGACGGACUGGAAUUGGUGAAGAAGCCAGUCUUGACACAAGCGAUAGGUCUGCGGCUAAAAUACACGAACAACCUGACGAUAAGGAAACCUACACUUGUCGUACGUACCAGAGGUCCAAUUCGUGUACGAAUACUAGCCGGUUGUUAUGAUUAUUUGACAUUGUUCACUACUUCUUAGUCGCACGUGGUUUGAGGCGGACACAAACUCGAUGCACGCACCAAAUUCAGCCAAUGAUGACAGCCCGUCCAUCUCGAGCGGUGAUGAAUACUCUGGCAGAGGUUGGGUGAUGACCUUUGCGUUGGUUCAGGUGAGAGUAAUGGAGAUCUUCACAGCUUCUACCACCUACCCCCUUCGAAAGGUAGGGCAAAACCAAGACUGGAGGUGAUUGUAGUCUCGGUGGCUGAGAGGGGUUAAUGCGCUCCAAACGUGCUGCCUCUUAAAAGGACGCAAACUAGGCUUCAAAAAGAGAUCGAAUUCCUCAACUCAGAGUUUCCCUAAAGGUCACUCUGCGAGCUUGUUGCUUUUAAUAGGCCAUAUGGAUUCGGUUGGAUUGGAAGAUCACUACUACAGUUUAUACGACUGGGCAAACAAGCGCUUCGGGACACUUUGGAAUACUUUGCUCGCAAACCGUAUGCGAAACAAUAUUUUCAUCAAGACACAGGAGUAGGAACCCCGAAACCCUGUUCCGCGGGUGCUGUUCUAGUUUCCAGGGAAAUUAGGAUCAGUGUUGAGUUAAGAGUUAGGGUUAGAGUCAAGUCUAAGGUCAGGGUUAAGGUCCGGGAAAGGAUUAGUGUUAGGGUUAAAGGUAGGACACGAGAAUGCUAACCCUUCCUGGAAUUUUGCGCAAGGCCAUUUGUGUUAACGGGAGGGGGAGGGAGGGAGAGGUUCCUACUAUCGUGUCUUGCCCUAUUUUCUCCCGGUAUCGUCCUGCCCAUGGCGUAAAUGAAAGGAUGUAGACGCAAGGACCAACGUAUUGUGACUUCCUACAUUUUUCGUGGUUCGAUACCGCUAAGCAUGCUGGCGGCCGCUUUUUGGCAGGAGACGCAUUGGUUAAUUCUGAACUCACGUACUAUAUCUACCCGAACAUCCAACAACCCGGCUAAACUGUGGUCAGUCGGGGUAGUGAUUUUGUGGGGCAGCUUGACGGAGAAAUAAUUUGCGGGUGUCAGUUGUUAGUCUUUCAAAACACAAAUUUUACGCCACCACAAGCGCUCCAUAACUUUAUUGCAUGCUGACAAGGAUUACCGGGGAGACGCAUGCGUGCCUCUCUUUGCAGCGGCUGGGGGCGUUAAGUUACUCGGACGGUGUAUGAAUCUCCCAAGUAGCAUUCCACUAAGUGACAUAAUAUGGGAUAGGACACAGUUGGGAGGCUAACAAAUAUCCCUAGGAAUAAGGUCAGACUAUUAGAUGGCCUCAAUGCUAAAAUGACACAUUUAAUUUGCAAUUCAUACCACUAUUCGAAUAGCAUACUCCCAGUGGGCCGCUAAUCUGACACCGCGGAGUGUGGGUGGAAAUGCACCUCCUGAUCUUGUGUACUCGGAAAAUACCUCAUCCUCAAGUAAUCAAGCCUCAUUUAGUCAAUAGGCUGACCAUCAAAAAAAUACUGAAAUUCGAAAUUUAAGUCAAUGCGCAUAUCAUCACACAAUCUUUCAUUAUUUUCACUACUACAGUUAAGGUGCUGUGGGAAAAACGGUAAAAAGGACUUUGACUCGGCUGCGACUCCGCACAGUUGUAUUCGUAUGGCAUUUGCUGAUCAGGUAAGAUUAUUUAAUAUAACGUGCAAAAUAACCGAUAAUUGUCCUUUUUCCUGCGUUUUCAAGGGUUGCCUGCGAAUUUCAAUGAAUUGGCUUACAACUGGACUUUUCCGCCAAUCAGUACUUGGAUUUGUGGGGGCCUUUCUGUUAGUAAGUCGACAUUUGAUUCCUUUGGAAACCACUCUUGACAGCUCUUUUCCCUCUUCUUUUCAGCGCUGCUUUUCUGCUCUCUUCUCGGCGUUCUAGAAAAUUCAGCGAUAUAA